GUGACUACUCAGGCGGAUACCUGCACAGCGCCGGCUACCCGCAUUGAGUGGCGCUCCCUUUCGGAUGCCGACAGGACGGCGUUCGUGCAGGCGGUUAAGUGCCUGAUCGACCUGCCACCCUCGGGAAGUUUUGCUGGCACCGGCGCGCAGAACCGGUACGAGGAUUUGGUGGCCGUUCACUUGCAAAUGACAGGGUCGAUACACAUGGUCGCACAAUUCUUGCCUUGGCAUCGCUACUACGUUCAUGUCUUUGAGACCAUGUUACGUGAGGAAUGCUCGUAUGCCGCCCCCAUGCCCUGGUGGAACGAACCCCUGGAUGCGGGCGACUUUGCAAAUGCUCCGCUCUUCACGUCUCAGUGGUUCGGCUCUGCUCCUUUGAACAAUGGUCAAGCCACCUGCAUUGAGGCAGGCGAUGGCGAGUUCGGUGGCACCAUGAUUCACAUUGGUGGCGACCAUUGUCUGUCUCGAGCCGUCGACGAGAGUGCGACGUCUCAGUGUAAUACCGACUUCGUCAACAGCUGCAAUUCAAACAACUUGUAUUCUGACAUGGAGUCGUGCUUUGAGUAUGGUCCGCACGGAUAUGGUCACAACGGUAUUGGCGCCGUCAUGUCGCAAGUUGCUGGGUCACCCGCUGACCCCGUGUUCUUCAUGCAUCAUGGAUUCGUUGAUCACAGCUGGACAUCUUGGCAGAAUGCGGACGUUGCAAGCCGCCUCUACCAAAUCAAUGGCUGCUCAGAUACCGCCAGUCCUUGCACGCAAUUGACAACAGAUUAUGUUCUCACUUCCCAAGGUCUGAGACCUGAUGCCACUGUUAAUGAUGUUAUGGACACGAAGGGUGGCUAUCUCUGUUAUGUUUAUGAU
This is a messenger RNA of Truncatella angustata, 861 nucleotides long. RefSeq lists its product as uncharacterized. Gene Ontology annotation, molecular function: oxidoreductase activity. NCBI's taxonomy places the organism in Eukaryota, Fungi, Ascomycota, Sordariomycetes, Amphisphaeriales, Sporocadaceae. The transcript has 2 exons. The annotation marks the transcript as partial. The record is from RefSeq and is a predicted model, not a curated record.